Molecule: messenger RNA, 921 nt
Organism: Nematocida major
Lineage: Eukaryota; Fungi; Microsporidia
Exons: 1
Coding region: 1-921 (306 amino acids)
Source: RefSeq, a predicted model, not a curated record
AUGUUUGAAAAAAGCUUCAGAGGAACUUCUUUGUGCGCACUUAAGAAGUAUGCAGCGGAAGAGCUGGACCCGGAAGACCAUUUUGGAUUUAUGGAAAUAUGCCGAGCCUUUGGAAUUACAAACAAGGCGCGCUGCUACUCCGACACCGAGCUUAUAGAGCUGUUCCAGCGAUUCAAAGAGAUCUGCCUGCAAUUCGGCAUUCCUAUAGAGCACGAUUUUGUCUCUCUGCAUGCUGUGAGCAUGGCCCAUGAGGAAAACUGCAUCCAGAGUCUGAGCCAGGACCGAAUCGAGGUUGAGGUUUCCAGGCAGCAGAGCAAAGCAGCAGAACUGUACAUAAAGAAAAUCCAGCUUGGAGAGCUUUUAAAGCAAAAAGAGAUGUUGCAAAAAGAGCUUGAGCAAAUAGAGCAGAUAAGAGAGUAUUCAAACGUGUCGAAGGAAGUGGUUCAGCUGGCAAAAAGCCUGAACGUCAAAACGUCCAAGCAGAAUGCAGGGUUCACCAUUUACUCGCGCGCAGACUGCCACAUUGACUUCCACAGCUAUUUUAUACCUUUUGUAAACCUGUCCAUAGAGACAGUCAACUUCAUAUACGAGCAAAUACUGACCAUAGGCACCCAUCCUGGCGCAAAAGAGUGCAUGGUUCUUCUUUUGAUGAAGUACUACCAGAAGCGGCUCGAGGCAAAGCAGGCGUACCUCAGGCACAAAACAAAUGAGAACGCUCUGAACUACACCAUAGCUUUGAUUCUGAUGGAGAAGCCCGUUGUUGGAAUAUCGGAACUAUGCCGCCUGCUGAAAAGAGACCGAAAGGAGAUCAUCAAGAGCGUGUUCUUUCUGUGCUCGCAGAAGAUUCUUAUUUUCAACAGGCUCAGCGACGCUGUUUCUCUCUACACAAUGACGCCCGCUAGUUUUUUAGGCCAUAAAUAA